CCGGGUCCAGGCAACGCCGCCGCUGCUUUCCUUAGACCCGUUCCACCAUCUCGGCCGUACACCGCACGACCAACCCCCGCCCCCGUCGCUGGGCUCCGGCGAGGCCCGCCGGCGGUUGCCCGUGAGCUCCGCAGCUAGGCUCCUCCUCUCCGCCAUCCCGCAGCAUCUCCUCUUCCUCUCACGAGCUAUCUCGCGGGCGCUCUGGCCUACCCAAGCUCCAGCCCGACCCCGCUGUGCCCUAGCGCUGCCGCCGUGCGCCGUAGCUCAGCGUCACCGCCUCCGCCGACGCAUCCGCCUCUCGCGCGCGCCGCCGCGACUGCCGCUCCCGUUCUUCCUCCCGGGGGCCCUGCUGUCUCCACCCCGUCCGCAGCCUCGCACAUUUGGGUUUGAGAUCCAGUCCCUGAUGCUGUUCACAUGAAGGCCGGUGCAGCUGCUUGAGUAGAAAUGGAUAGCAUACCAGGCUCACAAGAGGAAUUGCUUCGAAUGAGGAAAAAUGGUGAGGCAGGAAAGAAGGGGGAAGACCAUGGAAAUGCCUUGAGCCGCAAGGAGGCGACCGAGGAGCUUAUCGGUUGCAUGGUCCACAGUGAGGAGGAGGCAUACAAGCUGUACUGCGACUAUGGACAUCGAAUCGGCUUUAGUGUCCGGAAGGGCAAGCAGUCCUACUUCAUUGGUACCAGGGACAUCCGGACAAAAGAUUACUACUGCUCGAAGGAAGGGCUUAAAUAUGACGAGCCUGUCACAGAAGCGAAUUUCAACCGGCCGGACACAAGAACGAAUUGCAAGGCGAUGGUCCGCUUUAGAGUCGAUGAGAAAGGGCGUUGGACUGUCAUACGCUUUGUUCCCCUGCACAAUCACCAGUUGGCUAAACCUGGGGAGAGGCAUCUGUUGAGAUCCGCGAAGUCAUUUGCUGUUGGAAAAUCAGGUGUUAUAGAUCCAGCAGAAUCUGCUGAAUCACAUGCAAUGAAUGGUUCUUCUGAUAGGACCGUGGGUGAUAUUAGUGAACCUCCAGGCUACACGACAAGGGAUUGCUACAAUCAUGACAACGUGCAGAAUAUAACGCUAAUUGGGGCAGGAGACAGCCAAAGUCUUGUGAGCUACUUCAAGCGUAGAACCAACGAGGAAGGAAUGUUUUAUUGGGAUGUCCAAGUUGAUCAAGAAGGCCGCAUGACUAACUUCUUCUUCAGGGAUGGUAAAAGUAGAAGUGAUUAUGACUGCUUUGGGGAUGCUGUUAUAUUUGACACAACCUACCGCACAAAUAAAUAUAGCCUGAUAUGUGCCCCUUUUGUUGGAGUUAACCACCAUUGGCACAAUGUUGUUUUUGGAUUUGCAUUCCUGUUAGAUGACUCCACAGCUUCCUAUGUUUGGCUAUUUAAAUCAUUUUUGGAGUCAAUGGGUGGCCGGUCGCCAAAAUCGAUUUUCACUGACCAGGAUGAAGCUAUUAUGCAGGCAGCCGAGCAGGUGUUUCCUAACACGCAGCAUUGCUUCUCCUACUGGCAUAUCCUGAAGAAUGCACAGUCUCAUUUAGGCACUGUAAAUACUUCUCAAGCAUUUCAAAAUAUGUUUAUGAAGUGCAUGCAAGGAUGUGACACAGAAAUGGAGCUUCAGGAAUCUUGGGAUGCUAUGCUUGAUGAAUACAAACUACAGGAUAAUGAUUGGCUUAAUGGCCUUUAUAAGUUUCAUAACAGAUGGUGCUCGGUAUUUAACAAAGAUACUUUUGAUGGUGGGAUCAAUUCAUCCCAGUGGGGAGAAGUCUCAAACAAUAUCCUCACUGGAGUUGCUGAUGAAUCUACUUCUAUAACAAGAUUUGCUCUCUUGCUGGAAAAGGUUGUGAAAACACUACGUAGAAAUGAGUCAGAAGAGGAUUUUCGCUGCAGCCAAACUGCUCCAGUUCGUGCAAUCAAGCACAGUACAGUUCUGAAGCAGGCUGCGGAAUCUUAUACACAUAGGAUGUACAAGUUAUUUGAGGCUGAAUUUCUGGAUGGAUGUGGAGCAACUUCAUGUCAUGAAAAUUCCUGUGGUGGAAGCUUAUUGAGGUUUGAAAUAACAAUGCAGGGCAGGGGUUCAAAAAUGUGGACUGUUCUUCUUGAUACAUCCACAAUGGAAAUCUCUUGUGGUUGCGGAAAGUUUGAAAGGAUGGGCCUUCUUUGUUCUCAUGCUCUGAAAGCCUUCAGCCUGCAGAAUGUGGAUAUGGUUCCUGAAAAGUACAUCUUGAAACGGUGGACGAAAGAUGCCAGGAGAAGCAUGUAUAAUCUCAGUCAAGAAGAUUCAACACAACAAGAAUGUACCGAGGCUGAACUUGCGUAUCGCAAUCGCGCAAUGCAGUAUGCGUAUAACCUUGCAUUGAAGAGCCAGGAACUGGAAGAAGCAAGAAAGAUAUUCUGGGACUCCCUUGAAACAGGAGAGAAGGCACUUGAAGUGUUCUUCGAAAUGAGAAAUCUGCACGCUCAAUCUGCCAAAGAUGCCAGUACAAGGGAGAAGAAGAAGAAGAAGAAAAUACCUAAAGGACCAAGCACCAAAAAAGCAAAGCAAGCCCUGGCAUCUUCCUCGGCUGCUCCGGUACUAACCGCCCAAACUAAUGAGCAGCAGUUUCAAUCUGCACAAGAUGCAAAUGGUAAUGCAACCAUUGGAAGAUCAUAUUACUAUCAGGUUUUUCCAACGCCUAUGCAACCAAACCAGAUCUUCAUGCAUCCGAAUACAAUGCCUGUUUGUGCACCACAGGAUUUGUCAGCAUAUGCUGCAGUGCGUCCUAAUUCAAAUUUCGGCGGCGCGAAGAACAUCUAAAGGACACAAGGGUCUGCUAGAUGUGUUUCUUUACAAUUUUUUGUUGGAGAUGGCUACUACCAAGUACCAACCGUUACAGAGGGAUCAUGGUUCCAUAGAUGCUGCUCUUGAGAGGAGCGGCUAUUCUGUCCUGUGCCAUUUCUUUUCUACCGAGGGUGGAGUCUAGGAUUAAUUAGGCAUCCCAUUGCAGUGUGACCUUUUGGGCGUAGGCAAUUACAUAUAGCAUGUAAGCUGUAACUACAAGAGUAGACAUUAAUUAGCUGUUAACAGGACCCCUGGAGGGAGUCCAGGAACCCUUGGCCGAGAAACGCAAUGUGGUGUAAUUUUCAACAUUCAUUUUUUGCCCGAGUUGGAGCAUGAGAAAUGCAAGGCCUUGACAGCCUCUCCAAGCUGACCUUGAAUUCUUUGUGUUGUCACCAAAUUGUAUCUAAACCAUGAUUCUCAGGCUGAUUAUAUAUUUGAUGGAUGGCGCUUGCA
This is a messenger RNA of Aegilops tauschii subsp. strangulata, 3258 nucleotides long. RefSeq names its product protein FAR1-RELATED SEQUENCE 5. Lineage: Eukaryota; Viridiplantae; Streptophyta; Magnoliopsida; Poales; Poaceae. The record is from RefSeq and is a predicted model, not a curated record. Gene Ontology annotation, molecular function: zinc ion binding.